GCUAGUGGAGCGGAAGAUGGCGGCGGCAGCGGCGGCUGCAGCCGGGACCCGGGUCGGGCUGAGGCGGAGGAGCCGCAGGCUCUGACCUCGCUCUGGCUCCUGUGCGCGCGGUGGAGCGUGUGCGAGGCCCCGCGCGGCGGGCGGGGGCGGCGGCGGCGACUGCGCGCCGCCCUGAGGAGCGUCCCGGCGGCGGCGGCGCGGCGGCGGAGGAGCGAGCCGGCCCGGGGCCUCCGCGUCCUCCUGCGCCGCGGGCCCCCCGCCUCCUCGGGGGGGCGGCGGCCGCGAUGUUCUCGGUCCUCUCGUACGGGCGGCUGGUGGCCCGCGCCGUGCUCGGCGGCCUCUCGCAGACCGACCCGCGGGCCGGCGGCGGCGGCGGCGGCGACUACGGGCUGGUGACGGCCGGCUGCGGCUUCGGCAAGGACUUCCGCAAGGGCCUCCUCAAGAAGGGCGCGUGCUACGGGGACGACGCGUGCUUCGUGGCGCGGCACCGCUCGGCCGACGUGCUCGGAGUUGCAGAUGGUGUGGGAGGAUGGAGAGACUAUGGAGUUGAUCCAUCUCAAUUCUCAGGGACUUUAAUGCGAACUUGUGAACGGUUAGUAAAAGAAGGACGGUUUGUCCCAAGUAAUCCCAUUGGAAUCCUCACCACAAGCUACUGUGAGUUGCUGCAGAAUAAAGUACCUUUGCUGGGUAGCAGUACUGCCUGCAUUGUGGUGCUGGACAGAACUAGCCAUCGCUUACACACAGCCAACCUGGGCGAUUCAGGCUUUCUGGUUGUUAGGGGCGGCGAAGUUGUGCACCGGUCAGAUGAGCAGCAGCAUUACUUCAACACUCCAUUCCAGCUCUCCAUCGCACCACCUGAAGCUGAGGGAGUCAUCUUGAGUGACAGUCCUGAUGCUGCUGAUAGCACUUCUUUCGAUGUCCAGCUAGGAGACAUUAUCCUGACAGCCACAGAUGGGCUCUUUGACAACAUGCCUGAUUAUAUGAUCCUUCAGGAGCUGAAAAAAUUAAAGAAUUCAAAUUAUGAGAGUAUACAACAGACAGCAAGAAGCAUUGCAGAGCAAGCUCAUGAGUUGGCCUAUGACCCAAAUUAUAUGUCACCCUUUGCACAAUUUGCAUGUGACAACGGAUUGAAUGUGAGAGGUGGAAAGCCUGAUGACAUCACCGUCCUUCUUUCAAUAGUGGCUGAGUAUACAGACUGACUCGCCCCAGUGUCAACUCCUGCCUUUCCUUUCAUCACCCCAAACUCUCCCCUGCUGUGUGUGUUGAUCCUGCUGGCAGGACCACAUUUCUUUGCCACUGAUCUCAAUGGCCAGUGAUGUAAGCCUUUUGCGUGUAUUUUUGAAACCCCAUUGAGAUCUUUGUUGAGAACCACUACUAUCAUCCACUAGCUCAUAUCUGCCAGCAACAUUUGAAGAUGGACACAAGAGUUGAAGAUUGGCCUUCGUUUCUCAUUGUCCUAUCCAUGAUGGAAUGGAGGUUUUGAAAGCCAGAGUGGCUACUACUUUUCAAAAAUGGGUCAAGAAAUGAGAAUGAGCAAUGUUGGUAAGGUGAAUUCAAAACUACAGUGUGUAAAAGGGAUUUUUAAAAGUCAUAACACAAAUUGUAUGUUGUGGUACAUCUACUCAAAACAUACAUUAUUCAUCAAAGAAAUGUUAUACAUGUACUAUACAGUCUUUGUUACGAUGAUUGGGUGUGGCUUUGUGUUUUUAUUAUAAACUCCUAUUUUUCAGGAGCUUAUAAUUCUGCUCUAAAAUAACGCUCUGAGAUUAUGAAAUCUUGAUCCCAGGAGUUUUUUGGUUUUUUUGUUUUACAGAUUGAAAGAAAAAUUCAGUUUAGUUAUAUGGAUGCAAAUACUUCAUGGUGGUUAAAAGAUCUGUAAUUGUGCUGAUGAAAGUUUAUCAAUUAGUACAAAUCAUAGGCUGCUGGCUUGACCUGCAGGAGGGUUGGGGGAAGACUCCACCACAAUUUUUUAACAGAAAGAUUACUCAAGAUUGUAAAACUCCUCAAAGCCUAGAAAUUUAACAUUCUGGCUGCAGUUCCUCCCAGCUGUCUGAUAUGAUGCCCGCUGCGUGGGGGCCCUAGGCCUAAGGGCUCAGGUUAGGAAUGGACGGCUGUCACUUUAAAUUUCGUAAGACUUUCUCUGUCAUGCUACUCCUAAUCUCACCCUCAGACCUUUUAUUAGUAGCCUUGCUUACUGCAGAGCAUGCACCAAAUUCAGGGAGUCCCGUGGAAGAGCACCAUGGGCAGAGGCAGCAGCGCAAGAGUCCACGAGGAAAACUCCUAAUGAUGAUCUGACAUUUACCCUACACAGAAAUUUAGGGGUUUUGAAUCAAGCUUAAUGUUUACAGUUUCCAAAUAGCCAUCUUGCAGUGUAUAGUUUCCUUAUAAAACUACCCUGCAUCGUUUUCCCCCUAUCUGUAAGCUCAAACUUAUUUUUAAGGUUUGUGUACAAGUCAAGUGCUGUAAAGAUAUAUAUUUUUGGGUCAAUUUUUUUUUCCCUUCAUUAACUUGGUGGUAGAAAAGUAUAUACUUAGAAAUCCUUAAAUUAAAGCCAUGUUUUAUAUAUAAGUCAGGUAACAUUGGUGUAUAGAUGAGAAUGCAGUUAAACCUGAGGAGAAUGUAGACAGUCUUUCUCUAAAGGAGAUACUUACUCCCGGGUUUAUUGCAUUAAAACUUACGUUUGAGGUUACCUCAAUUUGUUUUAAAAGAUUUUGUUUUGUGGAUUUGUACUGUAUAUUUGAGUAACUGUCAGGCUUUUGUUUUAUUUAAAAUUGUUUAACAUGUACCAUGUACAUGUCAUUACUAUAUUUCAAUGCAUCAUGCUUGUAACAGGCAUUUCAUUUAUAAUAAGAAUGAUUUAUUCAUUUGUAAGCCGUUCAGUAAUUUAUCUACUAUUCCUAAAUUGGCAUAAUGUUAGAUCUCUAUUUUGAAUCACCUUUAAUCACAUGUCAGAAUGCCUUAACUACCCUAACUUGACAAAACGGAGUUCUUUGGUAGAGGAGACGGGCAGGGUGGGCGGGCUGGGAGGGGGGCCACUCUGUUUAAAUAAUGAGAACCCAUCAUGUUGUGAUAAAACAUGGAAGCGUGAGUGGCACGUGGCGGGGUAUUUAUUUUGCACAAACUAUUUGCAGUCUCUCUGGUUAAAAAGUAAAGAACGUUGCAUCCAGAAGGGUUUUGCUAGAAGGAGUACAUUUAUACUUGGGCUGACAACUUCAGUUCUUUCGUUUGGGUUUUUGAUUAUUUCUGGUCAGAGGUAUGUAUGUAGUUUUAUGAUCUGGAUAUAGUUUGCAUUCAUUUUCCAAUGCCUACGUUUCAUUCCUGGUAAGAGUAGUGCUGGUCAACUCACUUAACUUUCUUUGCUCUCAAUGCAUCAGACACAAUCUUUGUAAAGUUAGAUUGGUGGUGUUUCACCCAACUCGUUUUACCAACUUAGUCCUUUUUGAAAAAUGAUUAUUAGAAAUCCACAAUGUGUUUGUUCAAGUGUUGUUGAAAAUAGUGGGACAGGAAUUGAGUUUUACAAUGAAACCGACUUUGGGCCUGGCCGAUAGCUUAGUGACACAAAAUAUCCUCCUAUUUUCUUUAUUCCCAGUCUUUCUGAUGUUAUGCACUUAGUGUUAUCACCACCGGGGUCACUUGAUGUGCUGCUUAACAAGUGAUUCUCCUUCACUCUCAGUGGUCAGACCGUUGGACCCAUACUGGAAUUUUCCAGGUCACAGGACCCAAGUCUCUGUGGGGUGUGACUGAGAUAUACCACUUGGCAGGUCUGAUUUUGAACUCAAUAUGUGUGUGUGAAUUGUAUUUUAAAUUAAGCAGUAUAAAAACACAUACAUUUGCCUCAUGUCAUGAACUUUUAUAAGAAGAGAAAAUUUGGAUUUCUAAUUUACAAAUGGCAAAUUAAUUAUCCCUCUCUGGAUGCACCAAAGACCAGUAAAGUUUAUAGCUUUUCCAUCUAUAUUUAUAAAGCAAUACUGUAUUAUAAAAAUCAAUAUUUUUAUCACAUGCUUGAAAUUUUUAUUUUGUUCUGUUUUAAAAUGUGCACUCUAAACAUAUCAGAACCUUAUUUCUUCCUGUGAACUUAAGCUGCCUGCGCACAAAAAAAAAAAAAAAAAAACAUAUACUGAAUGAAGAUGCAGUAGAGUCCAUAGGCUCUUAAAAACUGAAAGCAGAAAUGGGACAGGGGGACAAAACAGGUGAUUUGUCCUGAAUUACUGUACUGGCUUGACAUGGUUGAUGGGUACUAAAUCAAAAAGAAUCCAUUCCAGGUGUGCACGGCUGAGGGUUGGGCUGCGUCUAGAGUAGAAACUAGAUUUCAAGCUUUGCGUGAUGGGAGAGUGUCUGGACUCUUCUGUCAGCUGCAUUUGUUCUGGCUAGAACAGUAGCCUUCAGCACCACUAUCAGUACCACUACCACAUCAAGUAACAAGGCAGGAAUUGUGGGAAUUUACUGAGUCAGUUGUGGGUUUUGGAGACUGUAAACAGGAUUGGGUAGAACUGUAAAUGUUUGUACUUUUGAGUAAGUUCAUGGUUCCUUGUCACCUUACACCAGCUAUCUUUGGUAGAAGCUACAGCAUCCAAUUUCCCUGAAACUAUCACGUUUUUGCAUUUAACAAAUUUCACAAUGUUGAAAAACCAAAAUCUGCUUAUAAAAUGGAAAACAUGAAACAAAACAUUUGGGUUCUAUUUGUAAAAAGUAAAAAUUUAAAUUCCUUGCAGAAUUGAACUUAUACACUAAAAUUCAACAGUGUCCAUGUCAAAAAUUUCACUGUUAGCAGGUAGUUUGUGGCAAAGAUGGCUGAAUAAUGAAGCAAAUUUGACUUCGUGUAUACUAAUGAGCUGCUUUUUUCUGUUGAGACUAUCAUUAUUUGUCUUACCCAAGAGGCAAUGACCUGAAUUGGAUGUCUGAAUAUAACUUAUGCAGGAAUAGUUCUGUAAAUACAUUUAAAUAAACUGUAAAGAUAUUUAAUAAAUAUAGUAUUUAUACUAAU
This is a messenger RNA of Talpa occidentalis (Iberian mole), 4984 nucleotides long. It is a transcript of the gene PPTC7, whose product is annotated as protein phosphatase targeting COQ7. NCBI's taxonomy places the organism in Eukaryota, Metazoa, Chordata, Mammalia, Eulipotyphla, Talpidae. The transcript has 6 exons. The record is from RefSeq and is a predicted model, not a curated record. Bases 285 to 1199 code for a protein of 304 amino acids.